CCCACCACGAACGUGGGGAGUUGAUCAAUGAGAACGGAAGUUGGCCUCUAGGUAGUGGGCUAGAGAAUGACGACAGCGACAAGCGAGGGGCACUAGGAGCGAACAGGUCAAGGUAGCGCCACUCAACAACCCGCGAGCACUGGAUUCCUGCGCGCAUGCACCCUCUCUAGCGACAGAUCCCGGUACAGGUACGGACUACAGCCGAAUAAAUAGACGUCAAUUGCUUGAGAGUUGCAGGUUUCUCCACGCUCCUUUCACCCCCACAAUUUACACAGACGAUGUCUAUCAUCGAUACCACCAAGGACCUGUCAGCGCUCUUCACGCAGCAGGUCAAGGCCACACCUGAUGCAAUUGCGCUAGAAGACGAGAAUAACACAUACACAUAUCAGCAGCUCCAUGACAAAGUUGCCGAGCUUGCCCUACAGCUCCGAAAUCAUGGCGUGGGCCGUGACAGCUUAGUUGGCGUACUACUACCACGCUCUGCUGACUAUGUCAUCGCAUGUUUGGCUGCGCUACGCGCGGGAGGGGCUUUCCUGGUACUCGAACUAGCCUACCCACCAGAUCUACUUGCAGACGUGCUCGAAGAUGCGCGACCUACGGCAGUCGUCACCAUCAGCGCCGAGGUUGGGAAGAUCUCGGCCGGCAUCACGCUGGUGGUGCUCGACGAGCAGAAAUCAACAUCGAACGGCCACGUGGAGGAGUCAGAGCUGCCACCCCUUCCCGAGGAUACAGAUCUGGACCGAUUAUGUUUCGUUGCUUACUCCAGCGGCACUACUGGCAAGCCCAAGGGCAUUGCAAACCCACACAGAGCAGCCGUACUCUCAUACAAUCUUAGAUUUGGUUUCUCAGACGUCCAGCCUGGAGACCGAGUAGCCUGCAACGUGUUCUUUGUAUGGGAGAUCAUUCGGCCACUAUUGCGAGGAGCAACAGUCAUUGCUGUGCCCGACGAGGCCAGCUAUGACCCCCGCGCGCUCGUUGAUCUCCUCGGCACCAAAAAGGUCACGGAGACGUUGUUCACACCUACAUUAUUUGCCGCCGUACUUGCCCGUCACCAAGCGCUGGAGACGCGCCUUCCAGAUCUGAAGACCGUGUGGCUCAAUGGCGAGGUAGUCACUACUGACCUUGCAAGGCGAGGAAUCAAGGCUUUGCCGAAAACACGACUUCUCAAUGUCUACAGCGCCUGCGAGACACACGAGAUUGCUUGUGGUGACAUCAAAGAGAUGCUUGGACAGCUUGAUAAGGAUGCUGCUUACUGUCCAGUCGGGCCGCCCAUCAUUGACAAGAAGUACGUGUACAUUCUCAAUGAGAGUGGUCAAAAGGUGGACGAAGGCGAGAGCGGCGAGCUAUUUAUUGGUGGCCAUCUCCUCGCCCGUGGCUAUCUCAAUCUCCCAGAAGUUACGGCCAAGGCAUUCACACCCAAUCCAUUCAGUUCGCAGAAGGGUGCACGAAUGUACAGGACAGGAGACAAGGCUCGAUUACUGUCGAACGGCCUGCUCGAGAUUACUGGUCGUGUUGGUGCAAUGAUCAAGAUUCGCGGAUACUCGGUCGUGCCUGGCAAGGUUGAGAGCGAGAUCCGCAAUCACCUCGCCGUCAGCCACUGCGCUGUCAUUGCUCACGGUGACGGAAUUGAUAGGCAGCUGGUCGCGUAUAUUGUCCGCGACAAGGACUCCUCCGAAGAGCGACCGAUUGUCGAAAUCGACAAGGCUGGACGUAGCUCCACUGCCCGCCGCAUGCUACAGGCGUACCUUGCACACUACAUGCUGCCUGCUCUAUGGGUCGAGCUAGACGUGCUGCCCACCAACGACGUGUCUGGUAAGGUCAACACGAAGGCACUGCCUUCGCCGAGAUCAAGCUCCCCGACCGGAAGUGCACGCAAGUUUGAGCAGAGCCCUAUCAGCAUCGAGCAGAUUACAACGAUUUGGGCGUCCAUUCUGAACAUCGACGCCAGCUCGAUCACACCCGAAUACAACUUCUUCGAUCUUGGUGGCCACUCACUCCUGCUUGCUGAUCUUGCAGCGCGUCUGUCGAACACUUUCGGUUUCCGAGUCCCAGUCGCGCGUCUGGCGACACCAGCGACUCUGAACGGUCACCUCGACACUGUCCGCAAGAUCCGAGAUGGUAACACUGCUGAAAUCCAGGAUAACUUGCCCGCUGUUCUUCAAACUGAUUCUAUUCUGGACAAGGAAAUCCAACCCAAAGAAGCCAAGUUCAUCGCGCUCAAGGACGCGCAGACAGUACUUCUCACUGGUGUCACCGGUUUCUUGGGUGCGUUCCUUCUCAGGGAUCUUCUUGAGCAUACUUCUGCUACCAUCAUCUGUAUGGUACGAUUCGCCGAUGCUUCACAGGACGAUGUUCCGGCUGCCAUAGCAAGGAUCCGUAGCAAUCUCCUCGACUUCGGCCUGUGGAGUGACUCAGUCAUGGAGCGUGUCGAGAUCCUGCCGGGUAACUUGUCCAGGAAGCGUUUUGGUCUGCCCCCGAACACCUUCCAGAAGCUGGCUGACCGACUUGAUGUUAUCGUUCACGCCGCCGCUACUGUCAACCUGGUAUACCCGUACGCAGCGCUGCAGAAGCCCAACGUUGGCGGUACAAGAGAGAUCCUCCGUCUUGCCAGCGCUGGUGGCGUCACAGUGCAAUACGUCUCCACUAACGGUGUGCUCCCUCCCGCAAAAGGCCGCGAAGGGUGGUCUGAGGACAGCAUGCUCGGUAUCGAAGACGUCCCGACGAAACUUGCUGAUGGUUACGGCCAGACGAAGUGGGUUGCUGAACAGCUCGCUCUUGAAGCACAGAAGCGUGGCCUGCCGCUGAAGAUCCACCGUCUCGGAACCAUCAGUGGGCACAGCGAGACGGGUGCAGCUAACGCCUGGGAUUUGCUGACUGCCUUGAUUGUCGAGUCGAUCAGAAUUGGCCAUUACCCAGACGUCAAGGGCUGGCGCGCUGAGAUGACGCCCGUUGACUUUGUCAGCAAGGCCAUUCUGCACCUCAGCGACAACACGGAUACCGACCAGACUAUCUUCCACAUUGGCGACCCAGACCCAGUCGACAUCAGUAAAGUCUUCGAGGACGUUGAGAAGCUCGGGUACCCCACCCAGCCUCUGGCUUUCGACAAGUGGGUUGCUCUAUGGGAUGAGAAGCGUGGAUCAGCCAAGGGUGGUGUAGGUGCGUUCACCGUCGACAUCCUCCGCAGCGGUAUGCCCAGCAUAGAAUUCCUAAGAGACGUUGUCGUGCUCGACAACGCAAAGACCCGACCUCUCCGCUCGUCAGUCGAGCGCCCAAAGGUCGAUGAAGCCCUUCUCGAGACUUACACUCGUCACUGGUACGCCCGUGGCUGGCUGGCGCACCCACCCCGGAGCCAGAACGCCGUAGGCGGCGCAGCCAGAACGCUCCCCCGCCGCGGGCCCCUCUACGGCAAAGUCGCCAUUGUCAUGGGCGCGUCCUCGGGCAUCGGCGCCGCCACCGCCGCAGCCCUUGCCCGCGAAGGCUGCCACGUCGCACUCGCCGCACGCCGCCUCGAGGCCCUCGAGGCCCUCAAAGCGCGCCUCACCAUCCGCGACGGCAAGAUCAUCACUCACAAGACCGACGUCACCGACCCAGCCCAGGUUGCGGCUCUCGUUGCCGCCGCAGAGAAACACCUCGGCCCCGUCGACAUCUUCGUCAACGUCUCCGGCGUCAUGUACUUCACCAUGAUGGCCAACGCGCUGACCGACCAGUGGGCCCAGACCAUCGACGUCAACUGCAAGGGCAUCUGCAACGCCAUCGCCGCCGUGGUCCCCGGGAUGCUGGCCCGCGGCUCCGGCCACCUGCUCGCCAUCUCCUCGGACGCCGGCCGCAAGGUGUUCCCCGGGCUGGGCGUCUACUCGGCGUCCAAGUUCUUCGUCGAGGCCACGCUGCAGGCGCUGCGUGUCGAGACGGCGGGAUCAGGGCUGCGCGUCACAUCGGUGCAGCCGGGCAACGUGGCGACGGAUUUGCUGGGCAUGAGCACGGACAAGGAGGCGUUGAGCAAGUACGGCGAGCCCAGUGGUGCGAAGGUGCUGGAUCCAGAGGACGUGGCGAGGUGCAUCGUGUAUGCGCUGAGGCAGCCGGAGCAUGUCGCUGUUAAUGAGGUGAUGAUUGAGCCAAGGGAUGAGCCUAUCUAGGUCUGUGGCAGAGGACGGUGAUGCGUUGCGGGAUGUCAAGCUUCUGUGUGUGGAAUCACAGCUCUAGAUAUGAAUGAAGUUCGAAACUCAGGCUC
Molecule: messenger RNA, 4228 nt
Organism: Boeremia exigua
Lineage: Eukaryota; Fungi; Ascomycota; Dothideomycetes; Pleosporales; Didymellaceae
Product: tyrocidine synthetase 1
Exons: 1
Coding region: 279-4133 (1284 amino acids)
Molecular function (GO): phosphopantetheine binding
Source: RefSeq, a predicted model, not a curated record